AUGAAGGCCGGUCCAGUUAUAGGGCCCUUCGUUUUUUCCUUUUAUAUGUUACAAAGCGUUUUUCAGUAUUUUAAAGGAAAAUGUAGUGGAAAAGGUAAGAAAGUAUCUUCUCGCUUUUCUUUUGACGACAAAGAAUCCUGUUUUCGCGGUUAGAGUUAAAAGCAGUUUCAAGGCCAACUGAAAUGAGGCGCCUUUUGAUUAGUUUCAAUAAAAGGAUAAUGCAAGGAGGACAAGCUACUAAAACGUUUAAACACAAGAAGGAGAACUUUUCCUGAAGCAGUAUUUUGAAACUUGUUUUUUAUGUCAAAAGGUUGUGUAACUUUCGUAAUUUUUUACUUUUUGAUAUUUACUGUAAGUUGUCUGUUUUCGAAAACAAAACAAAUCGUCCAUGGCAACCGUUUGUAAUAAUCUUACUGCUGACCUAAAGGAACGCAGUGGUUCUAAGAGCCUGCCUUCAUGUUGGUCAGCAGCUAAGACGCAGACUCGUUCCCAGUCGUCAGAAGAUCGCGCUCUGUUCCAAGCCUCCUCGUUUUAUUUGGAUAGCGCGAACUGACUUAGGGACGAGGCUAGCUCUGGCGUGAAAAAGGAGUGCGCGCGCGUGCUGCCUCGCGCAAGCAAGUAACUGAUAACCGAAUUAAAUUUCCAGGGUUUUUACUUUGUCAGUGAGAUUACAAGACAUUUCUAGUGCAUCAAAUUUUGUAUUUGAAACUUAAAGCUAUUUUAAAUGAAAUAUGAUCUGUAGCUAAUUGUGUUGUGUCUGUUUUUAUUAUCAGAGAAGUUGCAACAGGUGAAAUUAAAAUUCAAGAAUUAACGGAAAAAGCGCCAGUGAAAAUAGAACAGGAAAGUCAAAAAGUAAGCUUAUGUUUACUGCAUGUUAUGAACAACCCACUUUAAGUUAUUCUUGAAAACAAGUUUUUGUCCCAUUCAUUAACUCCCUUAUUGGAUUAUUGACUGUGUGUGGGCCUGUCUUGAAUGAGGCUUAGAAAUAUUGAUUUUUUUCUUUAAUAUUUAUGAGGUUUCUGGAACUUGACGGUCCAUGUAAACAAAUAAAAUGCAAGAAAGUAAAUAAAAUAAUUAUGAAAGCAGUCGAUAUCAGUUAUAAAUCUAUUCUCUCCCAUUUUGAAGUUUCACUUUAUAAAACUACACACUUUCAAGUUAUAUAUAGUGAAAUGCCAAGUCGUGUUCAAUACUCAUUUCAUAGUCUGAUUAUAACUUAUUUUAUUCCUCUUGAUUGACUAGUGCCCCGUUAAACGUAGAAGAUCAGAAGAGCAGUUAGAGGACAUUAAGACAAAGAAACAAAGAAAGUCGAUCUCACUGUAUAAUCUUCAAGCCAUCAAGAUGAUUGGUGAGGGAGCGUUUGGAAAGGUGAGAGACUGUUAUAAGGAUCAAACAAUAAUCACAAAUAUUUCGUAAUAUUAAUUUUCACAAAAUUUAGAGUAACUUUCGGCGGAUCACCGCCCUACAGUGGCGAGUAUCUCGUGGUCAAAAAACGAGCGAUUUAUCAAUUAGUUGAUCAAUUAAUUAAAUAAGUAAUUAUCUAUUUAUUAAUUUCAAAACUCCGUUAAAGAAGUUGAAAUGCUUUGUUUUUUUUUCGAUUUUGCUAAGUGUACGCCCAUUUAAUUAACAAAUAAGCGAUCAAAGGUGAAUAUGAUAUACACACUGUGUAAUUCCUUCUUUCUCCAACAAGUGGAUGAUAUCUGGGGCUAUUUUUCGAGUAAGGAAGUAACUUGAAGUUCUUUGAAACGCACUGCGUUUGAACUAAAAAGGCCGGUUUUAAUACCCCGCCUAUCAACCGCUCCAUCUGAAAGCGUGUCCUAUUCCAAAAUAUCUGUCAACGUUUUUAUAGGUUCGUCUUUGUGAGAACCGUCGCACCAAGAGGCAAUACGCGGUUAAGCAGAUAAUUGAACCUGACCCAAGCAGUGUGGAAGAGAAAGUAUUGAGCUUAGCCUCGUCCAGUCCUUUUCUUAACAAGGCUUUGUGAAGAGGUUAAGAAUCCGGUAUGAUACUUUUAAAAAUUGUACAAAACAUUUUUACUUCUUGUACCUCCGCGUUAAACUCCCACUCCCGCCCGUCCGCCCAUGUGGAAAAAAUGGCCGGCCAAUUACAUUUAAAGCAUACCGACAUCUUGACAAACUUGCAGGAAAACAGGGGACUACAAACCUUCGAAAGAUUGUGAAUUAUACCUGUGGUGUAAGACUUGAGUGGGGCGUUUGUGGCCGAGCGUUUAAUUCCUCAAACUCUUUUUCUGAAGGUCCGGGGUUCAAGCCUCGCCAGUCGCGUAAUUUCCCAAGACAACUGAGGAACUUUAGUUUACUUUGUCUCUCUUCACCCAGGUGUAUGAAUGGGUACCGGCAACAUACCGCUGGGGGGGAACCCUGCCAUGGACUAGCAUCCCGUCCAGGGGGGAGUAGCAAUACUCCUAGGCUUGCUUCAUGCUACGGAAACCGGUAUAAGCUCCGACCGUGUGGGUCUUUGGGUCGUGUGCGCCUUUACCUUUUACCUUUAUAUGCUCCACUGGACGUUUCUCUCUGUGCCUUAUUAUCUUUCUCAAUUUUGUUCACUAUAACCCAAAAAGAAAAUAGUAUGUUAUGGGUCAACUAACAGCUUCUUUGCAUUUUCAUAUUAUAGUACCCUGGUCAUUUCAUUAUACUAGAGUUCGUUGAAGGAGGAGACCUUUUCACUGAAUUGGAUGAGAAUGGAUGGCUCAGCGAAAAUCGAACUAGGUAAUCAUACCGAGCAACUGUUAAUAAAACAGUCUAUAACGUGACAAUGAAAGACAAUAGGACAGAAUUUAACACAUUUGGUCAGGUUUUGCUUUUAAACCGAAUACUUAAUAACACUUCAGUAAGACACGUUCCAUUAGUACUGGCUCGAAAUCAUCGUAAAUUAUUCUUGACCUACUCAUCUUUUAAUAACGACUGGUUCUAUCAAUUGCGUUCUACUCAAUACAUGUAACCUUAAAAUUGAACUGAGGAUGCAAAAACCAGUAAACAAAAUAAUUCUGUCAAAGUAAGUGAUGGAAACUUCAGGCCUUCACCUCACAUACGCGGACGUACACAAAUGUACCACCUAUGGACCAAGUCGAUGGACCGCUUCGUGGACCCGGUCCAUGGACUACCCCUGUGGACCACGCCUAACUUCCAUAGAUGAAUUUGACCAGAGGUCUAAACACAUUUUUGGAACCUUAAAUGGACGAAAAUGUGGUCAGUUUUUAUUGUCAGUGGUAUGGGCUCCUUAUAUUUUACACUUGUUUAUUAUUUUUUCAAUUCCAUACCAAUCAAUUGAAUGGGUUCGUUUUAGUCUGGUGAAGGAGUCAACAUAUUUUAGAGGAACAGAAGUAUGGAGGAAGUAGUAUGCUGCGCAGUUUGUUUCGUGUUCCUGUUGUGUGAACAUCGAAACAAAAACGGCUGUGUAUGAGACUAAGGACAAAAUAUUGUUUCUCCUCCCAGGCUUAACCAAACCCAUGAUUGGAAUUCAGCAAAAAUUUGAGCAAGUGUAUAAUAUGAGGAACCUUUAAUCCUUAUAAUACAGUUAAAGUUGAUACAGUUCCAUCCAUUUAAGAUUCCUAAAUUUCGUUUAGACCUUUGGAUAUUAAAGAUUCAUCUUCAAAAAUUAAGUGUGACCUACCUAGAUGGUGCAUGGAGGUCAUUUAAUCUUGCUCAGUAGUGAAACGUAGUAUACAAACAUGUUUUACCUAAAACAUCUUAUUACUCGUCGUUUGUUUUAGGUUUUACACAACUGAAAUCAUCACCGGCUUGCAAUAUUUGCACCAAAAAGGUGUCAUUCACAGGUGCGUACAAAUAUGAAAAGUAGCUGAAAUCCACACUUGGUGGGUGAUUUCAAUCCCUUGCGUAUUUAUAUGGCAAAGAUAAAAAAACAAACAAACAAACAAUGAAUUUAUACCGUCGGACCUUCUCAGCCGUAAAUCACAUGACUGUAAAAAGUAGGUAAUCGUUUGCUAGAUCAUUGUCUAUCAUGACAGGGCCUCUCUCCUCCGCAGAGGCCUCUUGGUAUUGUAGGGAGGACUGGAGAGAGAGAAACAGAAAGCGAGCGGGGGACGAUGGGAAGGGGAAAGAGAGAAGAAAGGCCUCACUUCCGCUUUUCCCUCUUCCCAUCGUUCCCUGCGGGCUUUCUAUUUUUCGAUUAUUGCUAUUUUUAUCAGGAUACCCGGCGGGAUCCUUUGCAGAGGAGAGUGUGACCGGGCUCAGCGUUCUGUAUAGUCCUUGCAUGGGUGAAGAAAGUUAACUUUAUACGAAUGAUGCUGCUAUUUGCCCCUUUUCCUCGAAGAUUAUGUCUUACCACUUUUGGCUCAGUUUACUUAUAAAUCAGUGUCUUGAAUAUUUGUGUAAUUUGUUUUCAUCGUAUGACAGUGACUUGAAACCUGAAAACAUUUUGCUGACCAAAAAAGGGGACAUCAAAAUUAGCGAUUUCGGACUGUCCGCUAUCAUCGACCCAGUUAAACAGGAAAAGAUUAACAACGCAGAAAUUAUCGGGACACCUCGUUACAUGGCUCCUGAGGUAAACCAUGGAACUGUAGCGUUAGUUAAGGGAGACGAGUAUGGUUAAAAGCAUUAUUUAGGGGGGAAGAUGUUUAAAAUUUUGGGGAGAUGGGAAAAUAUUGGAUUUGGGGGUUGUUAAAAACUAAAAUAUAAAGUGAACAAUUAGUAGACAAUUACCAGAGUCCACCGCCAUAACAAGGUGCCUCUGAUCCCAUUAGCAGACUAACCCAUUCUACCCUAUAUCAACAUCAUUUUUCCAAAAACACAACCAUAAUGCCCCCUUAAGCCCUGUGAACCAAGUGUCUAAAUCAGUAUCUCGUGUAGCUGCUUGGUCAAUAUCUAUUUUAUCCCAGAUCUAGGACACAUUUCAGAACCAUCAUCCAAAAUAUACGUUGAAAAAUUUGAUAGGGCUGUAACAAGGACAGCUGAAUUAUAUCCUGUUAGGGUAGUUUCUGCUUUUUACUUACUGAAUCAGCGCUGAUAAUUAACGCUAAAACAAAUCUUUCUACGGGCUUUUAAAUAUGGUGUUUUCUUGUACGAGAUAUAUAUGUUACAGGUCAAAUUUGGUUUCGGGUUAAUUUUGAUCCCGGGGGAGGGGGGCGGGGAUACUCCUGGAAAUUCUUGGUGGGGGUGUGCAGCCCUGUUCUCCAAAUCCUGACCCGAUUUCAGAGUAAAAAGUGUUAUUUUCCGCUCCUGUUUUCAGACCAGACCUCCAAAAUCCCUACUCGUUUUCAGACCUGGUCUUUAGGCGGAAAUUAUGUUAUAAUAACUUAGAUGUGAGCGCAAACAAACAAAUUCUUCAUUCAUUUCGAAUUCGCAUAUUCUCUUUCUUUCUUACUCAUUGCAUUUGGAAUUGAAACGAUAAAUACGUUCUUACGCUGCUGCAGUUCCUUCGAAAACCACACUCGAUUCCAGACCAGACCGGGAUUUUGCUUUGACCUAGCUUGGUUAAAUCUCAAUUUUCUUUGUAUCUCGCCCUAAUUCAAUGAAUAAUUAGGGCUAGGAAACAAAGGAAAUAGGGAUCCAACCUACGUUGAAUAAAUUUAACGUGAAUAUAAUUUUGACCUGUAACAUAUAUACUAAUGUUACCUACACUGGAAGAAGGAAGAGCUGCAUGUUCAGUUUCCACAAAGCUAACAAUACGUGACAUGAUCCACUCGUUGAAAAAUUACAAACCUUGUAGUAAGAUCUUUCGCUUAGGAGAAUUUCGGCUUGUUUUCAGGAAAUAACAUCUUCUCGUGCUGAUGUUAGCUUAUUGCAAGGUGUUAUUUGUUGCAGAUUAUUUUACAGGACCCAUACGACGCAUGCGUGGAUUGGUGGGCUCUUGGAGUCAUGGUGUUUACAAUGCUCACUGGAAUGGUUUGUAUUUCAAAUGUUAUUUCAGUUAUUUUGUUCUUAACACGAAAAAGGUGAAACUGAACUUAGACUAUGAUGAUGGUAACCUACUUAGUUGACAAUGUUAUCCUUUGUGUUUACAUUUUAGAUGCCGUUUGAUGCUGAAUCGGAGGAUGAGUUAUUUGAUUUGAUCGUAUAUGACUACCCACAGAAACCGGACAAAAAAACAAUGUCUGAGCUGUCCAUUGACGCCACUGAAUUAUUCUUACACGUAAGUGUCAAAUACAUAAAUCAUACAUGAAAGGUUAUAUUCCCUUCAUUUUUUACAUGUACCCAAAUUAUUGAUUGCCAGUCGAUAACAAUAGAGGCAAGACUUAGCGAAAAAAUCCAAAGAUUGACUCCCUACUCCCGGGGUAACUGCUCCCCAUAACGGAUUAUACGGAAAGGCUUCGCCAGAAAGGGUUUCCUUUUUUAGGAUUCAGGUAUAUUGAAGGGUAGAGAAAUCUUUUUUAUGUUCGAAUGAGUGAAGAACAAAUAUGACUAGACUAAAACUAGGUCAACGUUAACUUCUGUUACGAAGUAGCAUAAAGACGUAGCAUUUCAUGAUCAAUAAACAAAGAUCUCUGAGUUGAGAAUAAAUACCGAUAUUACAAGACAUAUCCAUUUUUUGGAUGUUUUCAGUUACUAGAGAAAUAUCCGCAAGACCGUCUCGGGUAUAAAGGAGGCGAUUACCCCUGGAUCAGAGGUCAUGCUUUCUUUCACGGCUUUGACUGGAACAGACUGGAGGCAUUGGAACUCGACCGCCCACCUUAA
Molecule: messenger RNA, 6647 nt
Organism: Porites lobata
Lineage: Eukaryota; Metazoa; Cnidaria; Anthozoa; Scleractinia; Poritidae
Source: the annotation of a GenBank genome assembly